CGCUCUUUAGACCGCCAAUUGUACAAUAGUUUGAUUUUCCUUCUUCGUCGUACACAAUGAAGGGCACAAACGGGACCAAUGGUACGUCAUUGGGCGCACGACUUCUAUGGGAGCAUUCCGCGCCCGAGAGCACCGCGAUGUACCGUUUCCUUCAGAAAGUGAACAGUAGUCAUGGACUGCAAUUGUCAACAUAUCAGGAACUUCACCAAUGGAGCGUCGAUAACAUCAAUGAUUUCUGGCAGGAGGUUUGGAAGUUCGUGGGCGUGAGAGCUCAAGGGAAAGCAACAAGGGCGGUAGGUCCGAAUGCGCCUAUGUUCCCUCGGCCAGCAUUCUUCGAGGGCGCAACGCUGAACUUCGCCGAAAAUCUCCUAUUUCCAACCCAAGAAGUCAAUUCGAACUCGCCCGCCAUCAUAGCUGUGACCGAAACAACGCGCGAGACCGUAACGUGGCAGGAGCUUAGGGAGAGGGUCAGACAAUGUCAGGCUGGCAUGAAGGCUCUUGGCCUACAGAGAGGUGACAGGGUCGCAGGCUACGUCGCAAAUCAUACCGAUGCGCUCGUCGCCAUGCUUGCUGCCACCUCUCUCGGUGGUAUCUGGACAGCGGUUAGCCCAGACACUGGCGUACACGCCGUUUUGGAGCGGUUGCGACAGAUCGACCCGGUGAUAUUAUUUGCAGACAACGCUGCUUUCUACAAUGGCCGAAGCCAUCCAGUCUUACCCAAGACUCAGGAGAUUGCAGCUGGUCUGCCUUCUCUCCAGGCUGUUGUUAUUUUUCCCACUGUAUCCUCGGUCAACAUUGAUCCAAGCUCCAUCGAAAUGUCUCUAGGCAAAGCCUACCUCUAUGCAGACUUUGCGAGCCUGUCAAAGAAUCCUGAGUUGACUUUCGAGCAGCUAAGUCCUGACCACCCAGUCUACAUCCUUUACUCCAGUGGCACAACUGGCGCACCAAAGUGCAUCGUCCACGGAGCCAUUGGUACACUUCUCCAGCACAAGAAGGAGCACAUCAUCCACUCCUCCAUCACCCCCUCUUCACGUCUGUUCUAUUUCACAACGUGUACGUGGAUGAUGUGGCACUGGCUCGUGUCUGGUUUGGCCUCCGGAGCUACACUGGUGCUCUACGAUGGAUCACCCUUCCGCUACGUUGAUAGCAGUAACCCUUCAACAUCCGUCCCCGAUGACCUCGCCAUGCACCGCUUGAUAGAAGAGUAUGAAAUCUCGCAUUUCGGGACUUCUGCGAAGUACCUCUCGAUCCUAGAGCAGAAGUCAGUUGAUCCAAAAGCUGCUGGUCUGGCGUUGAGCAGAUUGGAAGCCAUUUACUCAACAGGCUCUCCACUGGCACCUUCGACCUUUUCCUAUGUCUACUCCGCGUUCCCUUCCACUAUAAACCUUGGCAGUAUUACUGGCGGCACUGACAUCAUCUCUCUCUUUGGCGCGCCCAAUCCCCUGAUACCCGUUUACGAGGGCGAGAUCCAGGCAGCUGGUCUCGGCAUGGCCAUCGCAGCUUUCGACUACAAGGGCGAGGAUAUCUCGUCUACUGGCGAGCCAGGAGACCUUGUAUGCACAAAGCCCUUCGUCUGCCAACCUGUCGCCUUCUGGGGUGGCGAGGGCGCCAAGAAGUAUCAAAGCUCGUACUUCGACAAGUUCACUAAUAAGAAAGGCGACCCGAUCUGGCAUCAUGGCGAUUUUGUACGCUUCAAUCCAAGGACAGGAGGAAUUUGGAUGCUGGGCCGAAGUGACGGUAUCUUGAAGCCAGCUGGUGUGCGUUUCGGCUCAGCGGAGAUCUACAACAUUAUGUUAGAGGUCUUUGCUGAAGAAGUUUCGGAUGCCCUGUGCAUUGGACGACGAAGAGAAACCGAUUCCGAUGAAACAGUAGUCCUGUUCUUGAAGAUGGCGGAAGGCCACAGCAUCUCGGACGAAUUGGUGCUGAAGAUCAAGACUGCUAUCAGGAACUCGCUGAGUGCAAGGCAUGUUCCGGCUCUCGUGGACGAGUGUCCAGAGAUCCCUGUGACGACGAAUGGAAAGAAGGUCGAGGGUGCAGUGAAGCAGAUUCUUUGUGGUCUCAACGUCAAGACAUCCGCAAGUGUCGCAAACGCCGAAUGUCUGGAUUGGUAUCGCGAAUGGGCAGGCACGCACUAGAUGUGUAUGCACAGUUUCAACGCGAUGAUAAAGUAUGAGUUAAGCACACAUGCAUUAACUACUGAGCUUUAACGGCUCUAUCUAGGGCUUAAGGGCAUUAACAAACCUAUAAUAAAGUGUUAACGUACCUCACGGGCGAGCCGAUCACACGGGCGAGCCGAUCACUCUGCCAAGAUCACACCAAUAUUCUACCUUACAACCCAAUGCUUCAACAACACAAAUCUAAGCCCUUAAAAUAAGCUGCAAUACAGCUUGCCCUCUAGGCAAUUAAACAAGACGCGACGCUUACACUUAGGCUGGCGGAUGGGUAGGGUGGGCUUUUUUUGUUUUUGCUUCUAGCUCCUUAAAUAGUAGAGAUACG
Molecule: messenger RNA, 2496 nt
Organism: Didymella exigua CBS 183.55
Lineage: Eukaryota; Fungi; Ascomycota; Dothideomycetes; Pleosporales; Didymellaceae
Product: acetoacetyl-CoA synthase
Exons: 3
Coding region: 57-2135 (692 amino acids)
Biological process (GO): lipid metabolic process
Cellular component (GO): cytosol
Molecular function (GO): acetoacetate-CoA ligase activity
Source: RefSeq, a predicted model, not a curated record